AUGAUCCUGCCGUACAAAGACGAUCGCCAAUCCCAGACUCCCUCCCCACCGCAAAUCGCCUACUUGUCGCAUCUCAAUUCCCGCCAAUCAGACCCCAAUGCCUCCACGUCAGCACCUAGUCGACAGAAGAAAAAUUUUUCCCGUCAUGCCUGGACACACGACGACGUGAAUGCCAGCCGCCGUUUGUCAGAUAUUGGCGAGGAGCUCUCGCCCACGAGAUCGCAGGGAUUCGGCGAUUCGGACGAACAAGACCUGGCUAGCUCACCGCUAUUGCAUGAGCACGGCGAUCAGAAUAGGGAUAAUCCUACAUGGAGUAGCUCCAAUUCCACAAUCAGUGCGGGGAGCAGACGCGCUUCUGCUUCGAAGGAUGUAUCUGAGGCGCAUAAUGGACGCGACGAAUCCCCCGUUCACCCCGAGGUCGCGAGAGCGCAAGCUACCGCUGUCGUUGGAACUGCAGGGGGUUCCUCUGUGCCGGCUAGCAAUGCUGUGGCUUCUGCAGCUGCAGAGGGCAAGGGGCCCGGGGAGGAGUUUUCCUCGGCGAUACUGAGCAGCGAGGCGGAGAGGAUUCUGGAGAAUGCGAAGAAACGGUUAAAUCUUAUGGAAAACAAUCUCACUCGAGCUCGGUCGACGACGCCGCGCACCGCCGCCUCGCCUUCGCCCUCAAAUUCGGGCUUCCAGCCGAUGGGUAUGCACCAACCGGUGGGUGGACUGUAUCGGUCGAUUUCGCGCACGGAUCCUAGGAACUCUUCGCUUCGACGGCAGUCGCUCAUUGCAUCGCAGGAUACGACGAAUAAUCGUCAUUCGAGAGUCCACUCCGAGACGAAUAUCCCGUCUGAUUCGAGCCUCUCGAAUGAUAGCAAGCGUAUAUCGCGCUCUGUCAGUGCGAUGGGCGCAAGCACUUCGUCCAGCCUUCACACUGAUAAUCGGUCGUUCCAAUAUGCACCCACUAGGGCGUAUCUGACGCACCGGUCAUCGGUUUCUUCCAUCCAGCCUCCGAUACAUUUGAAUGACCAGGGCCAACAGGACCAGAUGCCGCAGUCACCUGUUUCCACCGAAGACAGUUCGCCGGACUCGCCACAUGGCUUGGGCAUCUCCUCGGACGAGGGAUCAAAAUCAAGCCCGGAUGAUUUCAGUCCGGUCUACAGCUCCUUUGGUCCCCCUAGCCGCGCGCAGUCACAACUGCAGGUGCGGGAUCUCCAGUAUCAAAUGAAAGGUCUUCACAUCAAGAUCUCUUCUCUCAAGGUGAAGACUCAGGAGGAUAAUCUUCGCCGGCGUAGCUUGCAAAGCCUGCGCACGCCCAGCCCAUUGACGGCCGCUGAUCACUGGUAUGCCAAUGCGCUAGAGCUCAGAGAUGAUCAGAGCAGUCGUGGCUCCGACCCCCGACGCGACGGUGGCUCUGAAAACACCCGGCAUGUCUCGAAUAAUGCAGCGGCGGAAGAUCGGCGCAGAUCCGAUGAGCGAGCUGCUGAGAAUACAUCCAAACAUGCCGAGAAUUGGCAAGGCAAUGAGCCUGCUGAAUAUGCCGACGACCAAUCUGUCGCCGAGACCAUGUACGAAGAUGCCGAAGAAGGUGAUUUUGAUGAGGUUGACCGCGAAGCUCUGGAUGAGAUUUUGCGUGAGCCGCUUGACGAUGACUUUGAGAACGACAUGGAAGCCUUCCCUGAUGUGCCGUCGCACAUGGAUGCGACGCCCCACGAGAUGCGCGAGGAUGCGUUCGACUAUGAGCAUUUCAUAUUGCAUAGCGCACUGGGCAACUACACCCAGCAACUCCGUCGGGUGAGCAACAGCUCGAACGGAUCAGUCGAGACAACCCGGCCCGCAUACGCCCGGCACUCCCGUACCAACAGCAACAUGUCUGUCUCGACAGUGGCAACCUUCGCAACCGCGAACGAAGGCGAGCGUCCCGACGACGAGGACGACAUUGACAGCAUGAUGUACUGGGACCGACGGUUCAACCAUGGUGCGUUCCCGCGAUCCAUCUCCCCUGGCGUUUCCGACACUAAUCCUUGGACAGAGCUGCGACAUGGACACAGUCAUAGCCAUUCCCAGUCCCAUGCUCACGGCUACAGCCACCAACCAAGUCCAAUCCAAGAGGUUGAAGUCGAGGGCGAUCGCUCUGAAACACCACGCGGGCCACGAUACGGCCACAGCGGCGACGCCAACCCAAUGGACCCGAACAACCUGACCCCCCAGAAACAUACUGGCCGCUCAUCAUCAGCUACGGCCGGUUCUGCAACCCCAAACUCUCUUGUCUCGUCCCUCGUUUCGACCGUGCGCGCGGCAUCCAGCACCCCCAGUGUCGGUGGCAUCAAUGACGAUGACACCCAGAUGCUGGAAGCACUGUUCGCCAGUCUUGGUAACGUUUGUAUGGAUCUGCAGGCAAUCACAACGUCUGAGGAUCCAGAUGUAAAAGCUGCGCGUGUGCUGCGGCGUCGUCUUGAUGCUGCGCGGAGAGUGCUAGAGGGAGAGCUUGAUGCUUGA
Penicillium verrucosum is the source of this 2481-nucleotide messenger RNA. RefSeq lists its product as uncharacterized. The record is from RefSeq and is a predicted model, not a curated record. The transcript is spliced from 2 exons. Lineage: Eukaryota; Fungi; Ascomycota; Eurotiomycetes; Eurotiales; Aspergillaceae. Bases 1 to 2481 code for a protein of 826 amino acids.